UAUGAAAUAUAUUUAACAUUUUGAUUUAGGAAUGUAUUGAAAUGUCCGUGUAUUGCUGAACAUCACCUUAAACAAAUGUAUACAUUUUUAACAGCAGGGGGAGACAAAAGCCGUCCCAAAGUGUGCAUGUUGCCUAGCAACGACUGUUGAAACCGUAUGUUUGAAUCACUUCAAAUUGAAGUCAGCCAACCCAGAGCAGAUUUAUUUAGCUAAAAGUUGGUUUAACAUCGCAGCCAACAAUUGGCCCUCAACUUUAACAUGACAUUUAAGAGGACAGUGUGGCGACCCUGAGUGUGGUCGAUGUGUCCGAGUGGGCCGGGGAACCGGUGGUCCCCGAGGUCUCCAUCUCCAUGGUUACAGAGGUGGCUGGCCUCCAGAAGGAAGGAGGGGUGGAUUCAAAAAGUGAGAGACCCGUUCGGACCCAUGUUCCUGUCUCCGGCCCCCUCAGUCCUCUUCAGGGGAGUACUGGUCCAAGGCGGCUCAAGCUGGGCACAGCCCAGAUCAGCCUGGUUCCUAGCCUGCCUUCUGGUCCGACCCUUACCUGGAUGCCUAGCCGCACCUAUGUCCCUCAGAACCUACACAGAGAAAAACCUCCCAGAGUUUCCAUCAAGGAGCUGACGUGGUUUCCUCCCGCCGAGCUGAACCCAUCUAUAAAGAAGGAAAGCAAACAGGAGGAGAAGAGGAAGAAGAAGACAGUGAGCCUCCAUGAACGCCCGGAAGAACUCCUGGUCCUCACCGGAUCAGAUCCAGACGUUGACCCGGGCCGCCCCAGACCAGGGGACAACCCUUCCUCCUCCUCCUCCUCCUCCUCCUCCUCCUCCCUCCGUGGACACCACUUCCUUCCCCUUCCCCCCGACAGUCGAACGGUGGUCUCCGAGCCCCCUCUUCUACAUCUCAGACAUAAUAAACAACCACCCAGAAGGACGAGGUAUCAGAGCUUCCAGUUGAAUAAGAUAUGAAGGGUCGUGAAGCAUCAGACUCGCACCAUUUUAACUUGGGAGACAUACAUGCAAGUUAAUAAUAGAGCCCUUCAAACACAAAGACAGGAAUCACAUUUUAAAGCAAUUUAAAGGACA
Molecule: messenger RNA, 1076 nt
Organism: Gadus chalcogrammus (walleye pollock)
Lineage: Eukaryota; Metazoa; Chordata; Actinopteri; Gadiformes; Gadidae
Exons: 6
Coding region: 351-959 (202 amino acids)
Source: RefSeq, a predicted model, not a curated record